AUGUAUUUAUGUCAGGAUUGCAAGGGUUAUUUGUAUCGCAACGUGAUGCCACGAUUGGCAUUAAAUAAUCAUCUUUAUCGGGGAGAGUUGCCUGAUGAAUUGAAAAAUGUUACAUGGGUGGAAGAGAUGGCUUGUAGUCUGUAUAAGACAACAGCACAUGUAACACGUAUUUAUGGUUCUAAUAAGUCUAGUGAUCCAUUGCAAAUGCAUGGAAAUGCUUGUGCUCAUCCACUUGAUAUAUGUUCUGCAGUGAAGAUACUACCUUGGACACCUACAGAUCUAAAUGAUUUGAUUAGCAUAAUCUUUGUGGGUCCUAGAAAACUGACUGAGAAAGAUCUUCAAAAGUUAAAGCCAUUUUUUGUUAGGCGGGAGGUGAUAAGAAGACUAUUAAAUAUGUUAUGUCAUCAUAAUCAAUUGUAUAUGGGUUUACCUCCUCCUAAUGCAGAACAUCUUGCAUUGUUUCCUGAAUAUGGUUUACUUCCGGGACUGGAAGAGCGGAUAGUGUAUGAUCAUAAA
Molecule: messenger RNA, 516 nt
Organism: Lentinula edodes (shiitake mushroom)
Lineage: Eukaryota; Fungi; Basidiomycota; Agaricomycetes; Agaricales; Omphalotaceae
Exons: 1
Source: RefSeq, a predicted model, not a curated record